Messenger RNA from Cryptotermes secundus, 1316 nucleotides. Its product is annotated as short-chain dehydrogenase/reductase family 9C member 7. Gene Ontology annotation, molecular function: oxidoreductase activity. The record is from RefSeq and is a predicted model, not a curated record. Lineage: Eukaryota; Metazoa; Arthropoda; Insecta; Blattodea; Kalotermitidae. Bases 146 to 1135 code for a protein of 329 amino acids. The transcript has 9 exons.
CACGCCCCCUCUUACCUUGGUACGAGUCAGAAAGAACUUCCAGGCACUUGCUCGCUUCAUUCCGUGUGGAGUGCCAGGCGUGGCAUAAUCUCUUCAGAUUGCGGUGUUGCGUUGCCUUUCGCUUGUGUGCAAAGGAGAACUGGCGAUGGCAUUUGCUGACGAGCUGCUGUUGCUGGUAUCGGCUCUGCUUCUGGCCAUUCUCCUGUUCGCCUGGCUGAAGAAAAAUUCCCAGCUGUUACCAGACAUAAAGAACAAAGCAGUACUAAUCACAGGUUGUGAUUCAGGCUUCGGCAAUGAAUUGGCAAAACGUCUGGACAAGCUUGGAGUGACUGUAUUUGCGGGCUGUCUGUUUCCUGAGGGCCCUGGAGCUGUUGAACUGAAAUCAAUUAGUUCAGGACAACUUCACAUACUGCACCUUGAUGUCACUAAGGAAGACCAUGUCAAAAGAGCUGUCGAAACCGUAACAAACUCUCUUGGAGUUAAAACGCUGUGGGCUGUUGUGAACAAUGCUGGCAUUGCAACGGUUGGUAACAUGGAGUGGAUGAGUGUAGAGACCGUCAAGAGAGUGUUUGAUGUGAACACUUUUGGCCCUGUUGCUGUAACGAAUGCGUUUCUUCCUCUUCUCAGAAAAUCACGUGGAAGGGUGGUCAUUAUUUCAAGCCUGGCCGGUUUGCACAUAAUUGCAUCUGUCGGAGUUUACUGCAUGUCUAAACAUGCCACGACAGCACUGGCCAACGUGUUGCGCUAUGAGCUUAGCCAGUGGGGAAUUUCUGUACAUGAUAUCCAGCCAGGGUUAUUCAGAACCAAAAUUUCUGAACGUGGAACAGUCGAAAAGUAUGUAGAUUCCAACUGGGAUAAACUGCCUAAAGAGAUUAGUUCUGUCUACGGGCAGAAAUAUUGCAAUUAUUAUAAGGCGAAUAUUUUGAAUAUUUUUAUGCUACCAGUCUUAGGAAGUUCCAAAAUUUACCAAGUGGUUGACGAUCUGCUGCAUGCGAUAUUUGGAAAAUCUCCGAAGGCUGUUUAUCGUCCUGGCCUGAGAAGCAAGUUACUUCACGUCUUACUGUCUCUCACGCCUCCACCACUAAAAACAUAUAUAAACCACAAGCUGUUACCAGAGCUGCAGACCAAGGAUUGAAAAAUGAACGCACUGAAGAAAUUAUUGAAAAUACAGGAGACAAGAAAGGGUGAUUAGUGGGAGAAUUCUGAACUGCUGCACCACUGACUGAAGAUUCAAGAAUGCAUAUAUUUUGUAUUUCCUUACUGUACAUUUGAGUGUAAUAAAGUGUGAACUGUAUAUGUUCCUAUAACCUAUGAUA